Molecule: messenger RNA, 2565 nt
Organism: Neopsephotus bourkii (Bourke's parrot)
Lineage: Eukaryota; Metazoa; Chordata; Aves; Psittaciformes; Psittacidae
Product: asparagine--tRNA ligase, cytoplasmic-like
Exons: 14
Coding region: 1-2565 (854 amino acids)
Biological process (GO): asparaginyl-tRNA aminoacylation
Cellular component (GO): cytoplasm
Molecular function (GO): nucleic acid binding; asparagine-tRNA ligase activity; ATP binding
Source: RefSeq, a predicted model, not a curated record
AUGCGGUGCCGGCCUCCAGGCCCCAGCGCAGCGGGCGGCCCCCACAGCCGCUGCCCGGCUUUCCUUCGGGAUACACGGAUCCAAGCGGGAUCAACGGGGCUUCCUCCCUGCCCAUCUCCGGACCCCGGAGCGCGGCAAUGUCUAUCGCGACUCUGUCCCGACUCCCGCGCUGAGGAGGGAGGGGGCCGAGCGCCGGUAUCGCGACAUCCGGCUCGCCGGCAGUGGCGUGUACAUUUCAGAGUUCACCCAAUAAAGGUCCUAAAGCUCCUUCACAGGACGGAGGACGUGGAAGGGCCGGGAACGGCGGCACCGGAGCUGCCCUCAACCGGCACCGGGGCGCCCGGGCCGCGGUUACCUCAGGGGCUGAGCGAGGGGCGGGGCUUCCCCUCAGGGGAGCGGGCAAGGGGCGUGGCCUCCGAGAACGGGCGGGUUUUCCCUGGUCACGUGACGCCGCUUCCUCUCCCGCAUUGGGUCUCUCUCCCCGCCUCCCGCCGGUGUCCCGGUGGGCGGAAGCGCGGUGACGCACUACCGGCGGGGCUCGGGGCCGACAUGGCGGACGAGGUGCUGGGUAGGACCGGAGCGCUGGUGCUCGGUGAGGCCCGGCGGCGGGCGGACGGUGGGCGGUGGGCGGGAGGGAGAGCGAGCGCCCGCCGUGCUCUGAGGGCUUUCGGAGCCGUUCGGUCCCUCCCGGAGAUGAUCGGAGCCGCUCGGUGCUCUUCGGAGCGCCUCGGGAACCUUCGGCUCGGCAGCGCGCUCCUCGGGCCGGGGGGAAGAUGGCGGCGGGCGCCGCGGCGGUUGCGGCCGAGGGAGCUCUGUGGUAGCGGGGCUGCGGCCUUAGGGCGGGAGGGAGCGGGGGUGAGCGGAGGAGGCCUCCAGGCCCGUGUGGGCCCGGUUCCUCUCCUGCUAACGGGGCCGGGCCCCGUUCCAGAGGAGCUUUACGUGUCCGACCGCGAAGGCAACGAUUGCAGCGGGGACGGGACCCAGAAGAAGCCGUUCAAGACGGUUCUGAAGGCGCUGCUGACCGCGGGCAAGGAGCCGUUCCCCACCAUCUACGUGGACUCGCAGAAGGAGAACGAGCGAUGGGCCAUCAUCUCCAAGUCGCAGAUGAAGAACGGCAAGAAGCUGUGGCACCGGGAGCAGAUGAGGAGCGAAGCCAAGGAGAGGAAGGAGGCAGAGGAUCUCUUGAGGAGGGAGAAGAACCUGGAGGAGGCCAAGAAGGUUGUGAUCAAGAACGACCCCAGGCUCCCGGAGCCAAAAUGUGUGAAGAUCUCUGCCCUGGAGGCUCACAGGGGCCAGCGGGUGAAGGUGUUUGGCUGGAUUCACCGCCUGAGGAGGCAGGGGAAGAACCUGAUGUUCGUUGUGCUGAGGGACGGCACUGGUUUCCUGCAGUGCGUGCUGGCGGAUGAGCUGUGCCAGUGUUACAACGGGCUGGUUCUCUCCACGGAGAGCAGCGUUGCAGUGUAUGGAACGCUGACCCUCGUUCCCAAAGGGAAGCAGGCUCCGGGUGGCCACGAGCUCAACUGUGACUACUGGGAGCUCAUAGGGCUGGCCCCAGCGGGAGGAGCCGACAACGUCCUCAACGAGGACUCGGAGGUGGACGUGCAGCUCAACAACAGGCACAUGAUGAUCCGAGGGGAGAACAUGGCCAAGAUCCUCAAGGUGCGCUCCACGGUGGUGCAGGCCUUCAGGGACCACUUCUUUGCCCAUGGCUACUACGAGGUCACGCCACCAACGCUGGUGCAGACCCAGGUGGAGGGGGGCUCCACUCUCUUCAAGCUGGAUUACUUUGGGGAAGAGGCCUUCCUGACCCAGUCCUCCCAGCUCUACCUGGAGACCUGCAUCCCGGCCCUGGGGGACGUGUUCUGCAUCGCCCAGUCCUACAGAGCCGAGCAGUCCCGCACCCGCAGGCACUUGGCAGAGUACACCCACAUCGAAGCCGAGUGCCCCUUCAUAAGCUUCGAGGAGCUCUUGGAGCGACUGGAGGACCUGGUGUGUGACGUGGUGGACAGGGUCCUGAGGUCCCCUGCAGCUGCUUUGCUCUAUGACCUGAACCCGGGAUUCCAGCCCCCGAAGCGUCCCUUCCGACGGAUGACCUACAGCCAAGCCAUCGAGUGGCUCAAGGAGCACGACGUCAAGAAGGAGGACGGCACUCACUAUGAGUUUGGAGAGGACAUUCCCGAGGCUCCGGAGAGGCUGAUGACGGACACCAUCGCGGAGCCCAUCCUGCUGUGCCGCUUCCCUGCCGAGAUCAAGGCCUUCUACAUGCAGCGCUGCCGCGACGACCCCCGCCUCACCGAGUCCGUGGAUGUGCUGAUGCCGAACGUCGGGGAGAUCAUCGGGGGCUCCAUGCGCAUCUGGGACAGCGAGGAGCUGCUGGGGGGGUACAAGAGGGAGGGCAUCGACCCCGGCCCGUACUACUGGUACACGGAUCAGAGGAAGUACGGGACCUGCCCCCACGGCGGCUACGGCCUGGGCCUGGAGCGCUUCCUCACCUGGAUCCUCAACCGGCACCACAUCAGGGAUGUGUGUCUGUACCCCCGCUUCGUCCAGCGCUGCAAACCCUAG